UUUAGUCGUUUGCGUUGAGUCAGCGGAAGCGAACGUCGUCGUCGGAGUAGCAGCAGCAACAUCGCAGCAGCAACAUUCGUCGUGUGUGCCGCCAGUUUCGGUUGAAAACUGCAAAUGCAAAGAGACAGGUUGCCUGCCGGAUUUAAGUUGCAGCCCAUUUCGUAACAGUUAAAAAGUGUGUGUGCAUAGUUUAAGCCAUUGCGAAACCAGUGUUCACUAAAGUGAAAAAAAAAAAUAUCAAACAAACCAGCGACAUUUGUGUCCCGAAAAAAAAACACGUAGAUUAAUUGAUUUAUGCCUGUGACCUUUGCACAGCACACCUGUUGCUUUCAUGCCGAAAGGAGCUGGAUACGGCAGUUAUAUAAGAUGCUUUGAAUGUUUGAGGCAAGAUAUAUGAAGUACCAAUGAUCAUGCAGGAUAUACGCCUACGCCUGGAACCACAGCACAGUAAAGCCACAUUCAUAUCCUCCUCCUCGGCCUCAUCGUCCUCAUCCCAAACAGCUGAGACCACGCUGAUUGAGACAGCUGAGAAGUCGCCAGCCAGUGAAGCAGCUGCUGGAACAGUGACAACGACAUCGCCGCAGCAUUUCUUCCAUCAUCAUCAUCCGCCGGCUCAUCCGCAUCCGCCCCGCCAGCAGCCGCAUCCGCAUAGCCACUCGCAUCCGCAUCCGCAUCCGCAACUCCAGCGCCGCCCGGUGGAGCAGCUGCAUCUGCUGCAUAGCCACCACGAUGUCCAGGAGCUGUCCGGACAGGAGCAUCCACAUCCGCAACCCGGCUCGCAUCCGCAUCCGCACCAUCUGCGCUCGCCCAGCUCCGAGGAGGAUAAUUCGCCCACAGAAAUGAAUAAUUGCCGUCGUUUGGUGGAUAAGCCGCCGCUGGUGAAACGCCUGACCAUGGGCAUUGGACUGCUGCGGGGAACCGAGGACAGCCGCCCCCUGAUGCACAGCACCUGCGGCUCCUCGCUGACCUCCGGAUCCGGCUGUGGAUCCACUCAGACCAUCUCCGAUGGCUAUGUGAACGAGGCCAUCUGCGAGCCGGACAAGUACGUGGCCAGCAAGUUCGGCGACUCCUGCCGCCAGUCACUGUCCGCACUGGAGAGUGCCACCCAGCGGCUGCAGGUGGAGCUGCCCGCCGCCAGCAAAAAGUAUCUGAGAGAGACGUGCAGCGCCAACUCCAGUCCGAAAUUGUUUCCCGGCCACAGUGCCCUGCGCCUGGAUAAUCUCAGCCUAGCCGAGCAGCAGGAGCUUAAGGGAGCCGCCUGGUUUCAAGCGGGCAUUCCCAGGGAAAUAUCCCUGGAGGCCCUGUCCCGACAGAGUCCAGGUGCGUUUCUAGUGCGCCAGAGCAGCACAAAGCCGGGAUGUUUCGCCCUCUCGCUGCGAGUGCCACCACCUUCACCACGAGUGGCCCACUAUCUGAUCCUGCGGACGCAAAGGGGCUACAAGAUAAAGGGCUUCACCAAGGAGUUCAGUUCGCUGAAGGCGCUGAUCACGCACCACUCGGUGAUGCCGGAACUGUUGCCCGUGCCGCUGACCCUGCCACGCCCACCUAGUACCCGAUCGCAACGAUCGCAGGGCGCCUACGCAGGCGGAACCGGAAACGGGGGAGCGGACUUCGAGAUGUAUGGCUCGCUGAACGACUUUCGCAAAAUGAUGGCCGAUUUGAAUGUGUGACCGCUGGGCGCUCUUAAUUAAUUAAGUAAUUAUGUCACGUUGAUUGAAUUAAGCUGCCCAGCUUGUCACAUUGUCCUGCGUCCUGUGUCCUCUGUCGCGACAGGAUAACAAUCUGUUUAAUUUGCGUAAUUGGCUGUGCUGACGACGGUUGACGUGGCUACCAAUAAAUAGGGUCCAUGUCCAUGUGUACUCGGGCCGGCAAAGGCCCACCUGUCCGACAGGUGCUGCAAAAAGUGCACAAACAUUUUUUAUUAAAAUUGAUAAUAAAAUCAGCUACGUGGGCGGCUGCGAUGGCUGUGGUUUCGCAGGGGCGUGUUUGCAUACACAAAUAUAGGGAAUACGCUCAAAUCAUUUUUGCGAAACUGAUUAAAAAAUGGCAAAAACAUGCAAUAUGUAUACGCAAACAGACAUCAAGUGAUUAUUAUUUUUCGCGUUUUUAUCAAUUCUGCUCGUUUUGUACGGCUAGUGCUGAGUGGCAGAUGCAUCAGACAGACGUACUAUACAUAUCUGAAUGGGGGCAGUCGGAUUAAAUGUUAAUGUUUGGGUAGGGAAAUCGAGGGUCGGCUGCCGGGAUUUGGAGUGCGGAUGCGGAAUGGGCAAAGUGGAUUCUUUUUGUAUUUGAUGCACUCACUUUGCGGUGCAGUGGCUAGAUAGACUUAUAUGGGAAGUAAAUGAAUAACCAAUUAUAUUGUAACUCUAUGUAUUUUGUAAUAAAGUUAAUGGAAAACCUUUUC
Messenger RNA from Drosophila melanogaster (fruit fly), 2404 nucleotides. It is a transcript of the gene Egfrap, whose product is annotated as EGFR adaptor protein. The transcript is spliced from 6 exons. Lineage: Eukaryota; Metazoa; Arthropoda; Insecta; Diptera; Drosophilidae. Bases 405 to 1670 code for a protein of 421 amino acids. The record is from RefSeq and is marked reviewed.